GACAUUUCGGAGCUCAUUUGCAUAGCACAUGGCGGCGUCCUUGGGUUUGUGGGAGGUCCGUCCUGCACCCAUUCAAUGUUUAUAUUUACAAUUGAAGAACGAAUGCUAAACGAAUCUGUUGAUAUUUUUAGUUUUCGUAGCAGGCCCAGAAGUAGAAUAAUCAGGUAAAGAAGCCAGCAGUAUGUCUGAUGAGCCAAUGCCAAAGAGGAUCCGCAUCGAUACAGAGGAGCUCAGCUCUCUUCCUAAAGAAGACCUCAUAGACAAACUUCGUGAACAGGAAUAUUAUGUUCGAUACUUAGAGAAGUCACGGCCUCGGUCAGCAAAUGGAGGUGAAGAUGACGAUGGCCGUAGCUCAGAAGAAAAAUUAAAGCAGCAAAAUAUGGAAGCUGCAAGACGAGAAAAUACUUUGGUGCUUCGUCUAACAAAUAAGGAACAGGAGCUACAAGACUGUUUGAACCAGAUCUCGGAGAUGAAGCAAGCGCAGACACAGAGCACAGCCCAGCUUCGAUCCAUGCUUCUAGAUCCAGCUCUGAAUCUUGUGUUCCAGAGGAUGGCAAAAGAAGUCGAUGAGUCCAAAGAAAAACUGAAGCAAACACAAAAUGAACUGAGCGCUUGGAAGUUCACGCCAGACAGUCAAACAGGCAAGCGACUUAUGGCCAGGUGUCGCAUGUUGCUACAGGAAAAUGAGGGGUUAGGCAAGAUGAUAGCCUCAGGAAGGACCGCCAAGUUAGAGGGGGAAAUAGCACUACAGAAAACUCUAGUUACAGAAAUGAAGAAAAAUCAAGAAGAGUUGGACGAGUUUGUGGGAGACCUCGAGGAAGAUGUGGAGGGCAUGCAGAGUUUGAUAUAUGAACUACAGACACAGCUAAAAGAGACUAAGGAGCAAGCAGCAAAACUACAGACAGAGAAUGAGCAGCUGAGGACUAUAAGCAGCACACAGCAGCUCAAGGAGCCCCCUCCUCCAGCUGCUAAUGGGGGUAAGCAGGUACUUAAUCAUACACCAGUCAGUCCCAAACCAGAGACUACCCAGCCUGGGGACAAUGAUCCCAGCCCUGCUAAACAAGAGACUACAGAUGUAACUGAGGUAAGGUCUCAGUCUCCAUCAUUAGGCAAAGACCUGACCAAUCACACAUGUCCAGAGAGUUCCCACGAUGAAGUGGAGGCCAUGGACACAGACUCUGCACAGAUCAACUGUAGUGACAGUGUGGGUGGUAAGGACACCGUGGAGGACGAGGAAGAAGAGGAGGAGAUGGGCUGUGAUUCUGGGGAGGCAAAAUGGGCCAGCACUGAAAGAACUACACAAGCUAAUAGCCACGGUGUCAAUUCUGGUGUUCUGUCAGCAGAUAGCACUAGCUGUCCCGACCACACGGACCCUACGUCUAACGAGGCCUGGAGUCCUCCUCCUCCUCCGGUGACGACGACGAACUCCAAGACAGAGGAGGACAAUGGUGCUGAAGACUCGUUAAGUUUGCCCGACAAGACGGCAGUGACCUCACAUGGCGACAGUGACGCUCCUCUGGUCGCCACGGAGAUGAAACCUGUGAGAAAUGGUGUGGAGCAAGUGACUCGACUGGAGACGGGGGAGGACGUAGAUGAGGUCUAAUCACACCGCUCAUUCAACAAUUCAACAGUCAUCUGCUUGUUUACUCUGUAUGCGUGCUGCAAACUCGGAUCGUCAUUGCACGAGAGGUGCUGGUCUCAUUGAAGGAUUUUUAUGGGAUUUCAAUAUUUAGGAAUCGAGGAAGCUUCCAAAAUGAAGCGCAAUUCUUUUCCAUUCAGUUUCAUAUUCAAUGGGGUAGCCCAGUGGUUCAAGUGUAAGCUCAUCAUGCUGAAGGCCCUGGUUCAAUUCCUUAGAUGUUCAGUAUGUGAAGCUCAUUUUGAAUAUCCAGCUGGAAUCAUUUUCAAAGUGGCAAAAAACCAAGCUAACUCACUCAAUCAGUGAUGUCUAGUAACAUUUGAGACUUCGUAAGUUUAAUAGAAGUUAAGUCUUUCAAAGGCAGUGUGUCUGAAAAUUCAUAGUAAAUUUUCUUCCAUAUCACAGACAUGCUGUGAAGAUGUGAGAUAUUGGAUUUUCAGUGUACAAAUGUUAAUUUUACAGUGAAAUGGUAACGAGAACAGAAAUUAUGGAAUCGGUAUACAGUGGUGAGAAUCCUCCGCGGAUCCUCAAAUUUUAGUACCGGUUACCACAAAUUUGUUAAAAUCUGAUUGCUUCCUCAAAAAAACAUCCCGAAUUUAUGAACCGCGCUCUAUUGAAAAUAAGUUUCAGCUGAAAAGGAAAAUAUCCAUUCUCAUCCUUGGGCAUACACUUUUUACAUCUAGCUAAUCAUGCUUCCAUUACUCAACAUCCAAACAUGUGUGAGAAUGAAGUCUUCAUUAUUUUCAUCAUCUGGUAAAUGAACGGUUAUCGGACAAACCACCUACACAUCCCAUUUCAUCAAGGUCAUUACAACAGACUGAAAUCACCCGAGUUUGUAGCAUGCAACAGUUGUGUGUUUUGUGUCAUCCUCAUUCAAUAUAACAAUCCGUCUAUGAAUUCCAGAUAUUCAGGAAGACAUGAGAAUUCAUUCUGGUUUUUGUACAUUUUGUUUACAUUACUCCUCUAUAUGUUGUUGACUAGAGAAGGCGGGGUGAUCACCGAGCAGGAACCGCAGUACACACCUUCCUUUGGGAUAUAUCAGGGGCGUAAGAAUCAGGAACUGGCUGUUACCAUGGUUAUUGUAAUGUUUUCUACUGUUGGGAUGAGUUUGAUAGUAAAUAGUUGAUUGGUUGAGUACUGUACAUUGUUCUUUGGUGACCAAACAUCAGUUUAACAAAGCUUGUUAAAGUUUUGUGGCUGAAACAUCAAUUGGUACUUUCUACAUCAGAAGGUCUGCUGUUCCAGUUUGCUCAAAGUUGUUAAAAGAACAAUUAACUAACAAGAAACACUGUUUGUGUUUCCCCCUAUUGGGGGUAAUAUGUCCUGAGAUUUUAUUUAGAUGCUUACACAAUAUAUGUUUUAAUCAGUUUUCAGUGUUUAGUAGUUGUCAUCCCCACAUGGGUUGUGUUUUAAUGCAAUAACGACUUUGAUCCUUCUGGUGACUGUAAAGAUAAGCUGUUCUGUGAAUUUUGCCAAGAGCACAUGUAAAACUCACUCGCACACUCUUGUAUUAGAGGACUUGCAGGAGCGAUGGUCUGCUGGGACUGUAAGUGCCAACAUGGGAAUGAUUUUCCUUUCCUUUUGCCAGAAAACUGAAAAAAUACCCUGAGUUUUAUGUUUUUUAUGCUUAAACAAUAGCAAACAAACAGUAUUACAAAAUCCGAAAUCAGGAUUUGAACAUGGAUCCCCAAACCUUAGAAACAAACUUAUGAUAGCUGAAUAUAUUUAAAGAUUAUCUCCCUUUACCUGCAGGUUCAAUGUUCAAGACAUUCAAGGUUACUUUGACAAAUAAGUUGUUUUAAGGCGUUCUGGGUCUCAGAUAUGAAAAUAUGUCUCCAUUAAAAGAUGUUAAAUUGAAGAAAUGAUUUUCUGUAUUGAAAAGCUAUAUUUCGAGUUUCAGCAAUGUAUGUCAGCCAGCAGUGUUCAUUCGUCCAGUAUUACUAGCGACUGUCAAAAUGUUUCUAGUGACAGUCAAACGUCAUUGUUGCUGUCAGAUAUUGAGGACUUGUAGAAUAUGAACAGUAUGAGAGCUGGGGUAAAUCUUUUAUAAUCAGAGGUGUAUCAACAGUCUUAUGUGUAAUGUACAUGCAUAAAAAGUGUAGUAACUGUUUUUGUCAGUAUGACAUUCCUUAUGAAAACCAGGUUGAAAGCAACUCCUUCUCAUAUAUGUGUUUAAUUGUCAUCUAUACCAUCGAAGAAUGUGACUGAAGACAGACAAGUCACGCCAUCCCGCAGGGAGGCUAUUGAUUUGACCUACAUCAGUGACACAGGCUGAACAAGAUGUGAUUUAUGAUGCUGUGGACGUACCCAGUUAUCAAGCAACUGAUAAGAUUAAGUCAACCUCGUAUACUUAUAUACAGGGACUAUGAAUUGUGGAGUGUAUAGUUGUGGGAUUGGAGAGGGAAGGGAAGGGGUGGGGUCUUAUCACCUAGAUGUGUCUGGACGUGCUGUCUUUGCACUUCUAAUAGAAUAACAUUUGGGACAGUCGCAUUCCUAUCCCGAUUUAUUGCUGAUGUUUUACUAUGGGUGUUUCUUAUUGGGACUUCUAAACAGGUGUUUGAAUGACUUUGAAUUUCAGGUGUGUCUCCGGUUUUUUAAUUCCAUUUGAGCAUGGAUCCAGAUUAUGUCGAUUUUAUCUAUUGGUAUUGUUUUGCAAAAUGGGGUUUAAUAAACAAAUUAUUAGAAUAUUAAAUCUGAAAAAAUCACCCUAAUUAUGAGGUUAUAGGUUUGAUUAAAAUGUAAAAUAAUUAUGUUGAACAGGAUGGGUUUGUUUGCCAAUAUUUCUCUAACACUACAUGUAGGAGGGUGGAUUUUUGAACAUUUCCAGUCUGUCAUUGUGCUGUGGGACUUGACAAAGUUGCAGAACUUGUCUCACUACUGCGGUGUGACUGUCACAGGACGUGACGCAUGACUGCUUGCCACCUGUGCAGCAAACAGUGUCAUCAGCCAGGCUAUUACAGCCCAGCGGUCACACUCUGUUGACCACGGGACACUCAGAACAAAAGGACAUCCAACACAGGGUUGGCUUCACCCUGGGACACCUGUUGCUUCAGAUGGUUUGGGGAGCCAGUUGAAACUGCAUGUCACUGUAGGGUUUUUCACUGCUGUGAAAGUAGGUCAGCUGUUUAACAUGCCACACAUGAAUGUGUAGGUUGUAUGAUUGUCAUGUGAAGGUCACGGUGCUUGAAAUACGGAUUUCAAUGAGACCUGUUCCUGCUUUGUAGAUGGUACUAAAUCAAGGUGUGACUUGACAUUCAAGAGCCAUGUGAUUCAGUACGUAUGUGUACAGCAGCGAGGUGACUUUCACAGGGAGAUGGUAGAAUAAUGGCUCACUUUGUUAGAUAAACAUGCCAGGCCUGAAUAUGCAGUGAUGUGUCGGCCCUAAUGCGAGAAGGCUAUGGUCUCGGUGAGAUGUUUGACUUACAAGCCUUGUUCAUGGUUCAGGAGGUAUUCAUGUCACUAUUCUAGUUCUCCCUACCUUGCAAUUUUCCUGGAUCAUUUGUCGCUAUAUAAGUGCAAUAAUCUUGGAUGCGACGUUAAACCCCAUUUCACCUCACCUCCUGGAUCAUUUAUCUCAAAAGUUUUGAAAUAAUUUUCAUUGAUGGUGAAUGAAAGUGUAGAAACCUUUAACUGGAAUGUUGACAGUUAUGUCUGCUUCUCUUGAAUUUGACUGUUGAUUUUCAAAUUAGAUUAAAAGUAAUAAUAUUGAGAGCUGGUGAUAGGACAGAUGCAUAAAAACACACACACAGCAGAGUCGGAAUACUCUCUUUAUUUCAAGUAAACAUUAGGAUCCGUGUCACUGAAAAAUCCCUUGUUUCACAAACAUUUGCUGGAUAACUGCCCAACAAAUUUUAAGAAUUUCUAUACUACACCCCACCGAAUAUUAAUCGUAGUAAUGUCUGUUUAUUCAUUCUGUUAAAGUUGGACAAAGUAAACAACAAACUUUUAAAAUUUUCAUAUGGCCACUCAGACCAUUGAUAUUACUGGACCUGGUUGAUGUUUACUAGUAUUUGUCCAGUGGACCAGUGUAUUUGUCAAACAGGGUUGAAUUUUAAGGGCGACAUGGAAUGCAAUAUCAUAAAAAUCAGCCAUGCAUUCUGUUAGCACAUUGUAGUUCACUGUCUGAAUAGCAAGCAGUUUGAUAAAAACAAGUAGCAUUUCUGAAAAGCGAACAAUUCGACACAGAACCAAUUAGCAUUUCAGGACAACAAUGUCUGCAGAUCCACUUGCUGCUCAGAUAAAUUGGCUGCACCUUUGUACGUGGAUGUCAGUACAACAUCCAUGCAUGUGGGUGUUGACAGAGGAGCAUGAGUAAUGGUGGCUUGACAAGGAGGUGCUACACAGAAACAGACACAAACUACCUGCUCCAUAUUCACGCCUCACGGGACCUGUCGCCCACGGUUACAGCACUUCAUCAUGGGAGGAUGGAGUGCACAGUCCCGAUAGGGUUACCACACAGGGUCAAAUGUACCAUGUUUAUGUGUAAACAGUCGGCCUGUUCAGACCAUGGUCACAGUAAGGUGACUGGUUUAGUUUUUAUGUUUUUCAUUUUUUAUUACAAUGCUUGUACAUGUAAUGAUGUUAGAGGAAUAUUUGCAGAUAGGUAAUUUUUAAUAAGAUGAUUUUGAAAACAAAAUGAGAAAUUGUGUGGGAGAUAUGUACUGAAAAGACUUUAAUUGAUAGUACUACAUGGUAGAAUCUCAUUUCCAUUCUAGAACUAGAAGUUCAAGGUUUUCCCACGCUUGAAAAGAACUAAAACUGGCAGUCUGGACUUGAAAUAGCUUUUAAUUCAAAUCUGCCUUGAAAAGGCCUUUACGCAUUAUUAAAUUCGAUCAAAUCCUACUUGAAUAUUGCUUUUCAUGCAAUGAGAUGUUAAAAUCUAUGUGGGGUUUUCUAUUUAUUCUUUCAACAAUUUGUGUCCAGUUUAGAAUUUGCUUUUAGCUGUAAUUAGAGGAAUUGAGAUUUUAAUUUCUCAAGUGUUCAGAAUAUAUUUGUGUUAGAAAACCUGACUAUUUCAUCAUGUGGUUUGUUUGUUACAAUUCGCUCUGAAAUCACUGAAUGAUUUGAGCCAGAUAUGUUUCAUGAGUUUGGAGAACCAUGAAAUCAGUUGUAAAAAUCAAAUUGUGAAUGAGACGUGAUAGUUAAUUUGAAAUAUGUUGUCAGUAUUAUAUUUCAAACAAACGUUUUGAAAGAUCUGUAAAUAUUUGAAAGUAAUUAAAUGCCAGUUAUGUUCAUGUACCCGGGAAAAUAUGUACAUCACUAACUCACACAAAGCCUGUCCAGUACCUUGCAAGUGAAAAUGUGCUCCCUUUGAGAUCCUAUGUACCUCCUAGGGUUAGCAGAAAUAUACUGUGAUAUAAGAGUUGUUGCUUCGUAGGUCUUGUAGUUUCAGAGGUGAUGUCAAAAACUGGACAGAGAACAUGCUGUGACACAAAAUCUUUUUUAAGUCAAGUCAAAGUCAUGUGAGCUAAAAAAUGAAUUUUAAACAAACUGAUCAGGCAUACUCACUUUGUAUUCAAAAUGUACAAUUAAAAGCAGAUGUCUUCCAUAAAAAAAAGUUUCAUUCCGAUAGGUAUCUACAACUUGCAGAUGUAACCAACCAACAACUGUUCAAUUACCUUCACAGCAAUACAGUUAUCACAUUGUGAACUGCCUUUUCCCUUGAGUUCAUAGAGUAGUUAUCAGCAGAUGUAAUAAUACCCCUUUUGGUAGUGUGGAACGCACUGUCAGUAUUGAAACAAUAUGGGUAGGUAGGGAAGGGUAUCAGUAUCGGGGUGCAUUUUCGUUGGGGUUGGGGUAGCAUUGGGGUCAGGUGACAGGUAGCAUAUUACCUGUGCAGGUGUCUGCUCGGUGAUGUUUUAAAUCUCAUCUUGUUGUAUGUCUCCUGUUCGCUCGUGUGGAAUAAAAUCAUGUAUAAAACAA
Haliotis rufescens (red abalone) is the source of this 7558-nucleotide messenger RNA. RefSeq names its product pre-mRNA-splicing regulator WTAP-like. NCBI's taxonomy places the organism in Eukaryota, Metazoa, Mollusca, Gastropoda, Lepetellida, Haliotidae. The coding region runs from base 182 to 1603 and encodes 473 amino acids. Gene Ontology annotation, cellular component: nucleus. The transcript is spliced from 8 exons. The record is from RefSeq and is a predicted model, not a curated record. Gene Ontology annotation, biological process: regulation of alternative mRNA splicing, via spliceosome.